Lutra lutra (Eurasian river otter) is the source of this 557-nucleotide messenger RNA. Its product is annotated as transmembrane emp24 domain-containing protein 9-like. The record is from RefSeq and is a predicted model, not a curated record. The transcript is spliced from 4 exons. The coding region runs from base 1 to 378 and encodes 125 amino acids. Lineage: Eukaryota; Metazoa; Chordata; Mammalia; Carnivora; Mustelidae.
AUGAGGUACUGUUUAGCUGGAGCCGAGGGCAUCUCGGGACUUGUAGUCCAGCCAGUGGAACUCGUCAUCCCGGCAGGCCCAGCGGCUGCGUCAAGGUCACGUGCUGCCGCCGCCUUCGGCUGUGGUGACAAAUGCAGGGUGGCUGCAGAGCUGGUCCGGGAGGGGUGUUUUGCGGCCCGCGGAGGCGCGCUUUUCUUCCACUUCGGGGAGACUGAAAAGAAGUGCUUUAUUGAGGAGAUUCCGGACGAGACCAUGGUUAUAGGAAACUACCGGACGCAGCUGUAUGACAAGCAGCGGGAGGAGUACCAGCCGGCCACCCCCGGCCUUGGCAUGUUCGUGGAGGUGAAGGACCCAGAGGACAAGCCGCUCCACUGCUGAGCAUAGCUGGGUCCUGGGGAGAAAAUCCCGGACUUGCGCUCGAGGCCACAGUUGGGCCGCUGCGGGGCUGGCUAGCGGCUCCUCAGCUUCUUCCCGACUGCUGCCCGACUCGGCAGAGCCCCUUCCCCGCCCCGAGCCGCUGCGGUUUUCCUGGCCUGCGAGAUGGAAAAUCACCUGUC